AGCUAUUAAAGGCAUGAUUACCAAGCUGUGGUCUGGCUGCAGCACGAGGAGAGGUGAUACCUACUGCCAGUGUUGGUGUGAGCAGAACGUGCCCAGCUGCCAUCCUCUGCCCACUGUGGUGGCAGGCAUCCAACCACAGCAUUUGUUGCACAAGGAACUUCUCCUGACGCCGGAUAUUGCCAGCACACCUCAGCUGGGUCAGCUCCAAGCUCAACUUGCACGGCUCUUUGAAAGAAGCAAAAGAAAGGGUGAACGAGACGUCAAUCACCGUGCUGCUGUUUCACGCCCCUUAAAUAAAGACGGGGUCUUCGAGCUGAAGAUGGAAUUCGCUGUUUCCAUCGGUUCACUCAUUCACGGCCCGGGCGCCGCUCCAACAGCUCCGCAUUUCCCCGAGAUCGGCACGUGGGGGAGCUGUGGCCGCAGGACCGAGCUCAGUGCUGGGAGAGGAGCGGGAGGAAGCGAGGGCUGCAGCCUUUCCGCUCCACUGCCCACCCCGCAGCCGCGCCAGGAGUCAGGAGGGAGCAUCCCUGACUUCAAGCUGUCAGCUGUGCGACUGCUGCAACAGGAGAGCGGGAGGGAGCUGCCAGCGGAGUGGCAGUUCCAAGGGAAGCUGCUGUGUGCUACCACCUUCUGUAAGAGAGCAGAACUGCAGCGCAUUCUGCCCCGGCUCUGAAAAUGCUUUGUCCAGGUGUGCCACGUAUGUGGGCUGCAGAACUGGCACUGCGCAGCCUGGGAAGCAGAAGGAGCCCAAGGACGAUGAGUGCAGUGUUUGACAACACCUCUCUGCAGUUCCCUUGCUGUGCAGAACAGUCAGCCCCACAUAUGUGGCACUGUGACACCUUCAUUAGUGACACGACCACCUGCAUCUGUUAGAAAUCGACCGAAACCAUCUGCCUGCUUUGCCUUGCCAGUCUGCAGGCGAUGUCGCUUACCGGAUCCAGGCAAUGAAAGCCCAACGUUCUAUCUGCAGCUCAGCAAUACACUUCAGUACUUACUGCCAGAAUCAUUUAUUAGCAGAAAACAUCUUUUGCUGUAAGGCAAACAAUUAGCAGAGAAUUUCUGUAAUUCUUGGUGAAGAGGCCAAACUGUUAGCAGCAGCUCAUACCUGCAAUUGAAAAGACUGCUCUGAGAUGAACCAAAAUGCGUACAGAAAUUUCAUACUUACAUAUAAAAUAUAUAGUUUUACAUUUCUUAACUUUAAAUACAUCGUUCUUUUGAUGUAAGAAACACACACCCUACAGUUCAUUUGCAGAAGCGCAGCAGGAGAUGCCCGACCUCGCAUGCCUCCCCUGGGCGAGCAGACGAGAUGCGCAGCAGUGCCUGCAGUCUGUGGGUCAAGAGAAGCCCCUGCUCACGUUCUUCCUAAUCUGCAAUCCCAGCAGGAAACACAGCAGAGUUACACAGAUCAUCAGAGCCUACGGACAUUUGUGAACCUCUGCUCAAAUCUGCUCUGAAUCCAUCCAAAGAUGGCGUGACAGCAGGUCAGACUUGCAAGCCUUCAGCCUCAAAAGCAAUUCCAAGUUUCACAGGAAGUUUUGUACAAAAAUCCCUUUUAAAAAACCAAUAAAAACUGAAGGUAAAAUCGUCACUCAUGAAGGUUACAGCAGCAUCCACUGCAGUGCAGUUAUUUAACAUGUGCCAUUUUUGACGCGUACAUCGUGAUUUGCCUCUCCCUGUACCCAGGCCACCCACCACCUUUCAGGGACUUUUCCAUCUCAGCCGUUCCCAUAAAGACACAGACUUAUCCUGCUUUGAUACCAGCUGACCGAUGAGGAUAAAACCUCAACAGGCCUUAAACCUGCACUUAUUUUUUCCCUGCUGCUACCUCAAGCAGGAAAGCACUGCUGAUGGAUGAUGGAAACAUGAAGGUGUCAGGGUACGGGGGUGCUUAAAUCUAGACAGGGUUCUUCUAAUCUGUAGAAAAAGCCAAGAGUAAUCACUCUUACACAGGAAGAAAUGGAAGGAAAACAGUAUGACAAAGUAAAAUGUUUGAUUUAGAACAGAUUAUAAUGACAGUCUUGCUUACGAAGCACCAAUAUCCAGUUUUAAACUCGAGUGGAAGUUACAAGCCAUGAAACUUGACGAGAGGAAGAAAAUCAGUUUGCGAGGGUUGCAUGACAUCCAGAACAGGAACAUCCUCCCCAGGCCCAAGCUGGACUCUGUCUGACAGAGGCACAGACCUCCUGCAGCUGGACCUGCUGGUCCAGGAUCUCAGGUCCUGUGCUCUGGACCACACGAGCUGGUGGCAGUUCAAAGAAGCAGCAGAUCAGACACUUCCUCAUGAGCUACUGUGCAUAUUUUUGAGGUGUGAUGCAAAAAGUGGAUUUCACCAUCCUUCCCUUGGUUGACAAACAGGGUCAUGUUUUCAUCCUGGCCCUGGGAAAGGACAGCAGUGAUGGUGGAUCAGCCACUUGCCUGGCAAGAUUUCUGCUGCUGACUGCACACACCUCUCACCUUACCCGAGGCUGUGUUCAGUUUCACUAAACUGAGAGAAAGCCUUCCUCCAGCUUAAGUAAGAGCAGAUUCUCAUGGUGUAAGAGGAUACAAGCAUCCCAGUUCUGAUAUGAAGUUAUCUGAUGAGCCGUAAGGAAUGUCAGCUCCUUGCUGCAGUUCAAGAACCUACCUUAAACUGCAGGACCAGACUGCGUGAGAACAGUCUCCCUGCAGCUAAUGCUGUGUUAGUACUGCUUUGCAUGCUGUCCCAUCACAGCUUUGCUAUCCAAAGCCUGCAAAGAACAAAUUGAAACUAAGCAGAAUCUUAGGACACAGUUCUUCUUCCAGGGUUUUAAGGAUGGAAGCAAAGGUGUAGGUUAAUUCAGAUGGGAUGUGCUUGAGGCAGCACAAAGAACACACCCCAGCAAUGCAAGUACCACAGAAGAAAACAGCUGUGCUGCCAUGGUAGUUGGAAGAAAUUAUAUAUGAGAGACAAACAAUCUCCAAAUCACUUCUCCAACAACCAUUAUGUCCCAGUGGCAGUGUCUCCAUUAUACAGACUGAGAAGCAAAAGCCACUUUGAGGAACUGGGCCAGUUACUUAUCUACCGUUUUCUUGGAGAUUCCUUUGAGCACUCUACUUGAACCACAGCUUAUUUCUGCAUUCUGUGAACCCAGAACUUAGAAAUCAUUCCCUCAAUCUCUACACCGAGCAAAGAGAUAACAUUUUUUUAUUCCUCUGAUCUACCAGCAACAAAUUUCUGCAUUUGUUCUUAUGCAUUAACAAUUAUUUG
Messenger RNA from Lagopus leucura (white-tailed ptarmigan), 3226 nucleotides. RefSeq lists its product as uncharacterized. The coding region runs from base 14 to 673 and encodes 219 amino acids. The record is from RefSeq and is a predicted model, not a curated record. Lineage: Eukaryota; Metazoa; Chordata; Aves; Galliformes; Phasianidae. The transcript is spliced from 3 exons.